GAUCUAGCUGCGCAUUGAAACGCGGCCUAAGUUUCGGGCGUAGACCGAGCGUGUUCCAUAUCCCUGAUAGCGAGAGCCCAGCGGAAAUAAUGACGUCAGAAACGAGCAGCAGCGAGCAGUGGAUGCCAAUGGAAUGAUACAUCAUCGACGAAGUGAUUGAAUCACGGUGUGUUUCGGCGUUCCCGUUUAAUGCGGCCAAUUCUGCGAGUGAUAUCGUUACUCCUGCCUCGAGUCAGCUGCAAACAAACAAGAAGAAUUAGUGGUCGCGUAUCUUCCCCAUUUUGAUGCAGUACUACGAGCCUUUCAGCUUUUUGUCACUCGUGCUGGUCGAGAGAUUAGGAGAGAUAAAAUAGACGAUAUUUACAUUCAACGGGAUAGCCUUCGUGGUUUAUUCACCGCAAUCAGAAUAAACAUUAAUAAAUCACAAACAUGUCUGACCACUUUGGGCCAAUUACUUUGAAAUGGGACCCGAAAAACUUGGAGAUACGGACUAUGUCCGUGGAGAAGACAUUAGAGCCAUUAGUGCUCCAAGUUACCACCUUGGUGAAUACAAAGGGUCCCAGCAAGAAAAAGAAAGGCAAAUCGAAGAGAGCCAGUGCAUUAGUUGGGACUGUAGAGAAGGCAACUACCAAUUUUAUUGAAAAGGGUGAGAAGAUCGCUUAUGAGAAUCCAGAUAUCACAGCAGAGAUGUUGAGUGCAGUGGAGGAAGUAAGAAAAACUGGUGCGGCAAUGAGUGUUGCUGCUAGAGAAUUCUCCGAGGAUCCGUGUUCGUCGUUAAAGCGUGGUAACAUGGUGCGUGCUGCGAGGAACUUACUGUCGGCGGUGACGCGUCUGCUCAUUCUCGCGGACAUGGUAGACGUGCACUUGCUGCUGAAGUCAUUGUACGUCGUGGAGGACGAUUUGAAGAAGUUGAAGAACGCCUCCUCGCAAGGCGAACUACUGCAGAAUAUCAAGGAGUUCGGCAGGAAUGCUGCCGAGCUAAUUCAGCAGGCGGCCAAGCGUCAGCAUGAACUGAAGGAUCCACAGCUGAGAGACGACUUGGCGGCCGCGAGGGCUGUCUUGAAGAAACAUUCCACCAUGUUACUGACUGCUUCUAAGGUGUUUGUGCGGCAUCCCGAUUUAGCAGCUGCCAAAGCGAAUCGCGAUUACGUACUGAAGCAAGUGUGCGAGGCGGUAAACACCAUAAACGACGUAGCCCAGGGUAAAACGCCGCCCGACGGCCAGCACCCGUAUGACGGCCCUGGCGAAUUGGCCGCCGCGUUGGACGACUUCGACGAGAGAAUGGUGAUGUCGCCGCUCGCGUACAACGAGGUUCGCACGCGACCGAGUCUCGAGGAGAGAUUGGAGAGCAUUAUUAGCGGCGCGGCAUUAAUGGCGGACUCGUCGUGCACUCGGGACGAGCGCAGAGAGCGCAUCGUCGCCGAAUGCAACGCGGUCAGACAGGCACUUCAAGAUCUUCUGAGCGAAUAUAUGAACAAUUUACAGCGCGCUCAGGGUGGGAAACGGAUGGGGGUGAAGGAACAAUCUGAAGGCUUGGAGAGAGCAAUAGAUCACAUGUGUAGGAAAACUCGUGAUCUUCGCAGACAAUUGCGCAAAGCCGUGGUGGAUCAUGUGUCAGACAGUUUCCUGGAGACAAGUGUGCCAUUGCUUGUCUUAAUUGAAGCAGCACGAAACGGUCGGGAUAAGGAGGUGGAGGAAUACGCACUUGUUUUCACGGAACAUGCGAAUAAGCUUGUGGAGGUUGCCAACUUGGUAUGCAGCAUGUCCGGCAACGAAGACGGUGUGAAGAUGGUGCGCUACGCUGCCGCGCAAAUCGAGAAUUUGUGUCCGCAGGUAAUUAAUGCGGCUCGCGUAUUGGCUGCGCGAAAUCGCUCGAAAGUAGCGCUGGACAACAUGGAGGUGUUUCGCCAAGCAUGGGAGAAUCAAGUGCGAGUUCUGACGGAGGCCGUAGACGAUAUUACGACAAUCGACGAUUUCUUAGCAGUCUCUGAGAAUCAUAUUCUGGAGGACGUAAACAAGUGCGUCUUGGCCUUGCAAGAGGGUGACGCUGACACUCUGGACAGAACGGCAGGUGCGAUACGCGGUCGCUCUGCCAGAGUGUGCAACGUCGUGCAAGCCGAGAUGGACAACUACGAGCCAUGUAUUUAUACCAAGCGAGUCCUCGAGGCGGUGAAGGUUCUCAGAGAACAAGUGAUGCCUAAGUUCGCGCAACGAGUAGAAGUGGCAGUAGACGCUUUAGGCAGCAAUCCUGCGAAAGACGUGGACGAAAAUGAUUUUAUUGACGCAUCUAGAUUGGUAUAUGACGGAGUUCGCGAGAUCAGACGUGCCGUGUUAAUGAAUAGGGCGGACGAGGACUUAGAUCCCGAAGACGUGGAACUGGACGAGCAUUACACGCUGGAAACGCGCAGCAAAUCUAGCGCGCAGACUGGAGAACACGGCGUGGACGAGUACCCGGAGAUCAGCGGCAUCACGACUGCUCGUGAGGCCAUGAGGAAAAUGCCGGAGGAGGACAAGCAGAAGAUCUUGCAGCAGGUGGAAUACUUCAAAAGCGAGAAGCUGAAGUUCGACAAGGAAGUGGCGAAGUGGGACGACGCCGGGAACGACAUUAUAGUUCUCGCCAAGCAUAUGUGUAUGAUCAUGAUGGAAAUGACGGACUUCACACGAGGCAGAGGUCCCUUGAAAACGACUAUGGACGUUAUUAACGCGGCGAAAAAGAUUUCUGAAGCCGGCACUAAGCUGGACAAGUUGACGAGGCAGAUCGCCGAUCAGUGCCCAGAAAGCUCUACAAAGAAGGAUCUUUUGGCGUAUUUGCAACGUAUAGCGCUUUAUUGUCAUCAAAUGAAUAUCACGAGUAAAGUGAAGGCAGACGUGCAGAAUAUUAGUGGGGAACUGAUUGUCUCCGGCCUAGACAGCGCGACCUCCCUCAUACAAGCCGCAAAGAACCUGAUGAAUGCCGUUGUGCUUACUGUCAAGGCUUCCUACGUUGCUUCUACUAAGUAUCCCCGACAAUCUACGGUAACGUAUUCUCCCAUCGUUAUAUGGAAGAUGAAAGCUCCGGAGAAGAAACCGUUAGUACGUCCCGAGAGACCUGAAGAAGUAAGAGCGAAAGUGCGCAAAGGAUCGCAAAAGAAGGUGCAGAACCCUAUACACGCACUUUCAGAAUUUCAGAGCCCCACCGAGAGCGUAUAAACCCCCGAUGUAAGUAAACGAAAACGGAAGUAACGUAUAGCAUAUAUGGCAGCAUCACCUUUCGAGAGUCGUAAGGUCAAGAUAUUUUAUUUUCGACGAUGUUUGAAGUGCGUGAAUGCACAGGAUAUCUGUUAAUCAUAACGCGCUACGCUACACAUAUGUGGGUAUAUAUAUAUACAUACAUUAUACGUGCAUAUAUUUAAGUAUGUUAAUUAUAUCUGACCGAGAAUAAUAUCCGUAAACGAAAAAUGAAUAUGCAUGAUCCCAAAAUAAGUAUAACCGACCGGACUCUCCUCGAGGGAGACCUCAAUAAUGCGAAUUAAUCCGGACUCCGAUGUACACGUGUAUUCUCAAUCUUACAAGGGCACAAUUGACGGCAGUGACUUUGAAUUGCAGACCAUAUUCGUUUUACGUAAUUAUACGGUGAGCAUCAUCUUCCGUAUUUUUGAGACUUCUUACUCCGUAGAACCAAAUGCGGUUCUUUAUGAUCUUUAGAUUCCUUUAGCUGUAAGGUCGAUACGUACAUUUCACUUAUGCAACAUAUUGCAAAACCCCGAUAUUUUCUAUAUACUAAUUUAUUUUUCGACAAUAAAAUAUUUCUUAUAUAAUCGAUUUGUAUUACUUUACACGAGAUCGGUAUUGGUAUUGGUUAUGUAUGUUUAUCAAUAUUAACCUUAAUACGACAUUCGUUAUAAUAUCGAAAUUAGAGGAAAAUCUAUUUAAGAACUCUUCUCCUAAGAAAUCUAUUAUAUCUUCUGAUAGAAAGAGAAAGAGAGAGAUUAAGCUCAGACAAGGUCGAUACAAAUUAUCGACAUGAGAAUAUCCGGAUCGAGCAUAUAUGUAAUAUUAAUUUAGGCAAAUUAAUUUACGGCACUUCGGGUUAUUUAGCUUGAUUUUCCAUUAUUCAAUUUGUAUAUAUUUAUUUUAUGCACAUGUUAAAAAGAUUUGUCAUUAUAUAUACUAGAUCUGGUAUUAUUUAUUUUAUUAUACUUUUUUUUUUAAAUUUUUAUUCUGUUUCGUAUCAGAUUUCGUAACAUAAUAACGUCAACACAAUAUCAUUAGUUUACUAAUUAUAUAUACAAAUUCUUUUCUAAACAUUACUAUAAAGCUAUUACAACAGAUUUUACUGUUUUGAUACAUUUUUUAUUCCUUUUUCAAUAAUCAGUAAGUAAUCAUAUCACAUCAAUAAUGUGUAGAAAAUCUUAAUAUUGUAGUUAUAUUGCAUAUACGUAAAUGUUGAACUUACAAUAAAUUGAUAUAUCCUUUCGGGAAUGUUGUUUGAGUUUUUUUACAAACGCCGCAAUUCCAACGCGAGCUGACAUAUAAAGCCAAAUAUAUUCGAAGGAAUCACAGUGGAAAUAAUCGAAGUGUCGUAACUUUCCCUUUACUGCUAGACUUCCCCUUCGCUGAAUGCUCGGCCCAGAUAUUCUUACGUCAAUGAUACAAACCAUAAAUUAACACAGUAUUCUAUUGAAAUAAAAGAGACUGCAGAUUAAAGUAUUUAGUAUAUUAACUUGUAUAUAAAUAAACAUAAUUACAAUGUUAUGGACGAAUAUUAUUUUCGAUUUUUGUAUUAUGGACUUCUGAAUGAGAAAGUGUAUGUGAGGAAACGAAUUCUACAAUUCCUGUUUAGUCCAUAUCGCAACGAUAAUAAUCUUUUACUGACAAUUUGACUAUAAUAAUAAUAAUAAUAGUAACAAUAAUAAUCGAAUAUAUCAGGAUUUUUUAACGUUACAUGCGAGGCAUAUACUGUACUUCAUGUAAUGUACCUGCAGUAUUGGCAAAACCCGUAUUAUUGAAAGGCCAAAAGAAACCGGAUGCAAUAUGGUACAGUAUACAUCGUCUACGGUGGCUCUAUAUUGAAUAAUUCUACAUAUACAUCUAUUUAUAAAUACGUAUGAAAUGUUUCUUGUAUUUUGUAACAUAUAUAUAUAUAGAUCAAGACCUAUAUAUAUAUAUAUAGUAUUGUGAUUGUACACACACACAACACACACACACACACACACACAACGAUUUCCUAUAGAAAGAAAUAACGUUAUAAAUAUAAGACGCAAUUCAUGUAUUAAAAACACGAUUUUAACGUGCAAUGGACGUUAUAUUGUUUUUGAUGCAAUUUUCUAUAGCGUUGAAUUUAGCUCUCGUUCCAUGUAAAACACAUAACGAUAAUCUUUAUAUUCGCGGAAACGAGAGACAAACGCAGUUCUAUAAAAUUCAUGAACUCUUUACAAUGUUCUAGAAAUACUUCAUUGCUCAUAUAUAUGAUUGCAGUACCUCGAUACAAGAAUGCUGUAUUACAACAGGUUGCAGACUUUACAUAAAAUCGAAUCCCAUUCUAAUUACCACAAAGUGAAUGCCAAUGUACGAUGUAACAAAUUUCAGCAUCGUCCCUUUUUUAUUGUAAUAAAACGAAUACUGAUUAUAUUGCAGUUAUACUUUAAGACUAAGACAUUGUAAUCAAUAUGCUGCCAAAUAUAAGGUGAUGCUUUUCUCAUAA
Molecule: messenger RNA, 5683 nt
Organism: Odontomachus brunneus
Lineage: Eukaryota; Metazoa; Arthropoda; Insecta; Hymenoptera; Formicidae
Gene: alpha-Cat
Product: catenin alpha
Exons: 10
Coding region: 430-3189 (919 amino acids)
Biological process (GO): cell migration; cell-cell adhesion
Cellular component (GO): catenin complex; adherens junction
Molecular function (GO): beta-catenin binding; actin filament binding; cadherin binding
Source: RefSeq, a predicted model, not a curated record